CGCGGUUCUUUUACCUACACGACUACAUUCCAAAGGAGGUAUGCGAUGCGGUUCAAGGCGUCAAUAAAUAACAUAACGACUUUUACGAAACUCACGGCAUCGUUAAAUUCACUCGGCCCGCUCGCAUGGCUCAAGCUUGGUGAUGAUAAAGUAUGCUUUACGAUCAUUCCGGAGCAGGGCACACAAGUGUGGGCUGUUCUUGCUAUUGACGCCAUUUUCAGCACCUAUAUGGUUCAAUCCGCUGCGAACAAUAUCAUCAAUCUUGAAGUUCCGCUUGGUCCACUCAAUCGCGCCCUCAGGUCCGCUCUCAACGCCACCUCGGCACAGAUCCGCCUGACCAAAAAAGCCGACAACAUGCCUUUGCUAGCCCUCACAGUUGUCAAUCCUUCAUCUUCAAGCUCGAUCUCGGCCAUUCCCACGCGCUCAGUCGACGACGACGAGUUCGGUUCAUUUCUGGAUGAGGAUCACGCUAGCGCCACCAAUCGUGAUACAAUCAUCACGCAGGAAAUACCUGUUAGAGUGCUUGCUCCCGACAUUGUGGCUGGUCUACACGAACCACAGUGCCGGGAACCCGACGUACAUAUCAUUUUCCCACCACUGAUGCAGCUAAAGAGUAUCAGCGAUAGAUUCACCAAACUGGCCCUGGCGGGAGCUUCCGGCAUGUCCGCGCGAACGCGACUAGAGAUGGCUGCGAAUAUGCACGGCUGCUUACGGAUGAGCAUCAAAACUGAUGCCAUGAACAUAUCUUCCGUGUGGACUGAUCUGAGCAACCCAGAAUUAGAUCCGAAUCAAGUGGCAGGUGGCGAGAUAGGCUUAGCAGAGCACCCAAGUACACGCAUGAAGCUAUUGGGAAGCGCGGAUGGUCAGAGUGAAGAAGGGUGGGCGUCAGUCAGGAUCGAUGGAAAAGACUGGGGAAAGGUGAUGAGCGUGGGAAGGCUAGGAGGAAGAGUCAUUGCAUGUUUCUGUCAUGAGCACGCUUUGAUUCUUUAUGUUUAUCUUCCAAGCGAAAGAGACGAAGAUGAGUCGGUUCUCACCGUAAGUUCGAACACAUCAGUUGAUCUUCGGGGGACUCACACUGAAUCUUCAUAGUAUUACAUUAGCUCAUACAGCGCUUGAGCCAAGAUUCGCCCACACAUACAAUUACUUAUAAUUGACGCGUUUGCGUUUCUGUGUCGCGUCGAAUGCGAUCAAGCACUUCAAGCUCUCAAACGUAUUCAUGAACUGCAUGCAUGCGAACCAGGUUUCCUGCACACAUCCUCCUUUGUGUCACAUGAUAUCCGAUGUUACAUUCACAACAGCCAUACCCCAGGUAUUCUAAUUGAGGCGCAAUCAUGCGAGGUUGCAAUACACUUCCAACUUCCUAUAUGUCUCAUGUCCCAUGUAAUUUCGCCCCCAACCACCACAAUCAAAAACUUCUCCACUUUCUAGUAGAAUUUUAUCAUGUUAGCCCCCAAUAUGCAGCGGCCUGCCAACCAAAUAUGGCAGUGAUUGUGCGGUCGGGUGCAAAUAUGGUCGACUUCGCCUCUCCGCGUUCAAUCCCAAGAAACGGAGCAGAAAAUUUAUUGUGCGGGCUCAUGAAGUCCGUCCGCUAUAUCGAGAACGCUCAUUUACAGGCAGCCGCUCGUCAACACUCACCUCGAGGUUAGAGAUGAUACGUAUCACUUCCUGGCUCCCCAAUCACCGAGAUAAAAUUAUCCACUCACCAAUCAAGGCAACUACACACGUACCUCAAUUUAAUAAUACUCCCCCC
This is a messenger RNA of Periconia digitata, 1750 nucleotides long. NCBI's taxonomy places the organism in Eukaryota, Fungi, Ascomycota, Dothideomycetes, Pleosporales, Periconiaceae. The record is from the annotation of a GenBank genome assembly.